ACUUAUCAGUUUAUAUUGAAUCCGAAAUAAAUACGUGGCUUCUGUUUUUAGUUGGAGAAACGCCGCGCAGCCCAAGUUGUUUCUUCCGUUGCGAGAAGAAAACAGGGAGAGAAAGAAAGGACUGGGGACGACCGACGAUGAGGCUGUGGUCGCCGAUGACGGUGGCAUUGUUUUUCUUGUUGACGCUAUCGACCUUCUCUCAUCAGAACAAUGCCUUUGUCACGUCUCGGAUUAUGCCGAACCGCUUGUCUGGAACCAGCAGUUACUUGACCAAUAAGGAGCUCUGGUACUCUCAGACGCUCGACCACUUCUCUCCCUAUGAUCACCGCCGGUUUCGGCAACGGUACUAUGAAUUCCUUCAUAACUUCCGGCUUCCAGACGGACCCAUUUUUUUGAUAAUCUGUGGUGAAUAUCCAUGCAAUGGGAUAGACAAUGACUAUAUCAGUGUUUUAGCGAAGAAGUUUGGGGCAGCUGUGGUUUCUCUUGAACAUCGCUACUAUGGGAAAAGUUCUCCUUUCAGUUCACUGAGGACGGAAAACUUAAGGUAUCUUUCAUCUAAGCAGGCGAUCUUCGAUUUGGCUGCUUUUGGGCAAUAUUAUCAGGAAUCAUUAAAUAUGAAGCUCAAUAGAUCAAAAGCUGAAAAUCCCUGGUUCUUUUUUGGUGUCUCUUACCCAGGAGCUCUUAGUGCCUGGUUCCGUCUUAAGUUUCCUCAUUUAACAUGUGGAAGCCUUGCAAGUUCUGCAGUUGUUCUUGCUGUUUAUAACUUCACUGAAUUUGACCAGCAGGUUGGUGAAUCAGCUGGUGCAGAAUGUAAAGUUGCAUUACAAGAAAUUAAUCAACUUAUUGAACAAAGGCUUGCAACAGAUGGGAAAGCAGUGAAGGCAUUAUUUGGUGCAUCUGAGCUUGAGAUUGAUGGCGACUUCUUCUAUUUUCUGGCUGAUGCUGCUGUUAUGGCGUUCCAAUAUGGAAAUCCUGAUAAACUAUGCACCCCUCUUGUUCAAGCAAAGAAGGCUCGAGGCAAUUUAGUGGAUGCAUAUGCCAAAUAUGUGAGAGAGUAUAUACUUGGAGAUUUUGGAGCUAAUGUUCAGACAUAUAAUCAGAAACAAUUGAAAAACACUACUCUUUCUGCAGGCAGUACCGAUCGGUUGUGGUGGUUCCAAGUUUGUACUGAAGUUGCAUAUUUUCAGGUGGCACCAUUAAAUGAUAGCAUUCGCUCCAGAAAGGUUGACACAAGUUACCAUCUGGACCUUUGUAAAAAUGUCUUUGGAGAGGGCAUCUACCCUGAUGUAGUUGCAACAAAUACAUACUAUGGUGGCACAAAAAUCGCUGGUUCAAAAAUAGUUUUUACAAAUGGCUCUCAGGAUCCCUGGCGUCAUGCAUCCAAACAGAUUUCAUCAACAGAUAUGCCUUCCUACAUCGUUUCUUGUCAUAAUUGUGGCCAUGGGAGUGAUUUGCGAGGAUGUCCUCAAGCUCCUUUAAGCAUUGAAGGCAACGCCCAGAACUGCAGCUCUCCUGAUGCAGUUCACAAAGUAAGGCAACAGAUUAUAGAACACAUAGACUUGUGGCUGUCGCAGUGCCAAGACUCAGCUAGGAGUUCUAUGUGAUGUUUGAGAAACAUGCAAUCUGUAAGAUGAUUGUUUAAAGAACCUUAAUCUCGUGUAUUUCCUUCCGUGCAGAUGUUUAUAUGUAAAUCUGUGACGGAUAUUUCCAAAUGAGUCGUCUACUGUAUGUGGCACAGUUGAUUUUGCUUCCCGAUAUUUAAUAUCUAGAAUAUUACCAUU
Juglans microcarpa x Juglans regia is the source of this 1781-nucleotide messenger RNA. Its product is annotated as probable serine protease EDA2. The transcript has 12 exons. Gene Ontology annotation, biological process: proteolysis. Gene Ontology annotation, cellular component: vacuole. The record is from RefSeq and is a predicted model, not a curated record. NCBI's taxonomy places the organism in Eukaryota, Viridiplantae, Streptophyta, Magnoliopsida, Fagales, Juglandaceae. The coding region runs from base 138 to 1604 and encodes 488 amino acids. Gene Ontology annotation, molecular function: dipeptidyl-peptidase activity; serine-type exopeptidase activity.